UAACAGAAACUCUUACACGUGACACGUGAGCAUGUAAACACAGAGGACAGCAGAGAGGCCCCUCUGUACCCCCUCGAUGAAGUCCCGAUCCAUUUCGCUGGCAUUCAUUGCCGCUGUGCUGUGUGUGUGUCGGGGCUACACCCUGAGGAGCUCGGUGUCCUGGGUGGUUUCGAACGAUGUAGUGGAGCCGGAGGACGCGGACCUGUCAGAGGAGGUGGCCCCCGCGCUGCUGGUGGACACCACCGGGCUGUGGAAGAAGCAGGCUGAGAGUCCUGGAGAGAUGGUAAAGUCCGAGGAAGACACUGUUGUCCAGCUGUCAUCUCGUCUUUUUUCGUAUCCGGUUGAAAAGGUGAAAAACUCCGCCAGCAGCACACCUCCUCCGCAUCAAGAGACUGCGAGGACUGCCAGAUACAUUGCUCACAAUAGUGACUGGGGGGUGCUGUCCACCAUUUCAUCUCAAGAGGGGAUAAAAGGAAUCCCAUUUGGAAACAUCUUUUCAGUCAGUGAUGGCCCCCUGGAAAAUAGCACUGGAAUCAUUUACUUCUAUAUGACUCCAAUGGACAACUCUGUCUCAGACUUGAAGAUAAGCCCAUAUGCAUCUUUGACCUUUUCUGAGGCAGAAGGUGACUUUUGUCGGCAAAUGAUGUAUGAUCCUGAGGAUCCGAGAUGUGCUCGACUGACUCUUACAGGAAAGAUGAUGGAAGUACCUCCCGAAGAUGUAUCAUUUGCGAAGGAAGCAAUGUUUUCCAGACAUCCUGUCAUGGCCAAAUGGCCAGUGAGCCACAAGUGGUUUUUCAUGAGGCUAGACCUGAUCCAAGUAUGGCUGCAGGACUGGACUGGAGGCACAUCACUAAUACCUUUGGAAGAUUACUUUAAAGCUACGCCUUUCUGAGAUUAUUUUGGCUGUGUUGCUGUAUUUCAUGUCUUAUUUUUUUUCAGGACUUGGAAACUUGAGGGUUUUAAGUAGGCAACUUGUUGGACUACAGUAUUUUAAGAGAAUGUAUAAAUCCACCUCAUGUGUCCCAAAAUAAAAUGAAUGUAUGACUAUAUAUUUCCACACAAGCCCACUGGCAUCCUGGAUGGUAAAAACACUUAUGAUCUACCCACUAGAUGGCGCACUGUGAUCAUUUACUACACUGAGCAAGGUUAAUUUAGGUUCAUUUAAGCCUUUGUCAUUCAAAUUCAGUAGUUUUAUCACAUCACCUGUUCAAUUGGGAAUUUCUUUAUACUUUGUCCGCUUUAGCUAUGGGCUUUACCUCAUGAUUUAGCGACCUGCCCAUAGACUGUAUAUGAACCUACCCUGUGUUGAUCAUUCCCCUCAUCCUUUUAGUAAGUCAAAUAAAAUGUACUUAAGAAGAACGUGUAAAAUAUAU
Molecule: messenger RNA, 1373 nt
Organism: Boleophthalmus pectinirostris (great blue-spotted mudskipper)
Lineage: Eukaryota; Metazoa; Chordata; Actinopteri; Gobiiformes; Gobiidae
Gene: creg2
Product: cellular repressor of E1A-stimulated genes 2
Exons: 4
Coding region: 77-892 (271 amino acids)
Source: RefSeq, a predicted model, not a curated record